Cladophialophora immunda is the source of this 567-nucleotide messenger RNA. RefSeq lists its product as uncharacterized. NCBI's taxonomy places the organism in Eukaryota, Fungi, Ascomycota, Eurotiomycetes, Chaetothyriales, Herpotrichiellaceae. Bases 1 to 567 code for a protein of 188 amino acids. The transcript has a single exon. The record is from RefSeq and is a predicted model, not a curated record.
AUGGUGACAUUCUACAAAUUAGCUGCGACCUCGGUACUGGCCAUCUACCUCACCGCAGCUGCCCCAGUGAAAACGAUAGACUUCCUCGGUCCACGGAUCAAGUGCCUGGCUCUUGGCUGCACACACCCGGAUCAACCACACCCAUAUGUAGGCAGCAUCACGCACAUGGUUGGAAGUGAUGUGUUUCCUCUUGGUAGUGAGAAAGUGGAGGACUUCGCAGAGAGAGGGGAUUCCGAAGUUGUCAUCCCGAAAGAGUCGAAGAUGCUAGUGAAGAAUAGCAUUGUCAAGAGACCGCUGGAGGUGCCCGUGGACGAAGAGACAAAGGACCCAGAUCAUGGCAAGAGGGACCUACAGAAGCAGCUGGAGCCGCAUGUUGUGGAAGAGGCGCACGAGGCCUCCACCCUCGCCUCCGACUCGCCUCUUCACCCCACACGCACCUACGACAUGCCCGAAUCAGCCCAACCUGGCACAACUGCGCGCAAUCCACUCCUCAAGGCAGAGAAUAAAUUGGUUAGUGGUCUCCAACAUGCUGUGCAGGAGUGGGGCGGUGACCACGGGAAGAAUUAG